CCAGUGCAGUGUUCGCUGAUCUAUUGCUGCACAGCACCUGCGGUGUAUUUGCCUCGCGUUAUUGGAUUUCAUUGGGUAGUACCGUAGAAGACAACAAGCUGACUGAUUGGGCAAAGGAGGCUAUCCAGCAACGCAAAGCACUCUCACAGUCAAAUCCAGCGGGUGCCGACUAUAAAAGAAACCCCUUGCUGGGGAAUCAGCGCUCGAGAUCAGUUUCAGGAGUUCUGAUGUGCUCCAGGCCCUGUCGAUGCCCGUCUGAAUAAUACUUUCCCAGGUCACGCGAAAGACGUGUACGUGAGGAUACUAGCAGACAUCGUCGCAGUACGGGUCUUUUCUGGCAAGACACGGCGCUAGGGUUGCAGGCUGUUCCUGAAGCGCUUGAUACUGUUGUUGCUAACAGCGCGUGUACCUGCAUCUUGGAGCGGGGAAGAGCAGACAGUACACCACACUCGACAUUUCGGCUGAAAACAGACCCGUAUUUGCAGCGUCACUUCACGGUCUGAACCCCAGAGCUUCACGAAUCACAGGCGACAGGAUAUUCCAGGCAUUGUUGAAGCAACGAUGAUGUUCGCGAGUGGCCUGUCAACCUGGGCUUCCUUUGCCAUUGUGGUGUGUGUUAUCCAUCACCCGUGGGUUCAUGCACAGCCGCUGUUUGGUGGCUCCGAGAUCAUUUUUGGCGACGUCUUGCAAGGAUCGGGGACAGAUCCUCCGUCCGCACAGCCCCACCACACGCAGUCCUGGGAAGAGGACGUGGACACGCGACGCUCUCCGUCCGAUCUUGAUCCACAUACCGUAAAACCGGUGGCGAUGACCGGCCCUGACGUGGAAGCGGUGGACACUCGACAGCCGUCACCGCGCGACUCGACCGACGAAAGCAUGGUCACGGAAGCGGCGGACACGAGGCUGCCACCACGACGACGGCCCAGCGAUGUCACGCGAGCACCUUCCCAGGAGGAAGCGGUGGACACCGUUGGGCAUCCUGCACCGGGAGACGCAGGUCUGCCCACAGAAGAAACACCCUUGAUCAUUGCGGGGCUGCCAAAAGCAGAGGAUUGUGAAACGGUUACGUGCAACCUCAGCGUCGUGCAGGGCUGCAGCGACAGACCAGUGCUCUAUGCUAAGCAAUGCUGCCCGGUGUGCCUUGAUGCGCAAGAGACGAGCAAGUGCUCGCCAGGCCUCUGCCGUCCCAUGGAGCACUGCUCCGUCCACCAGGGGCAGCCCGUGUGCUGCACCAGGCUGGGUACGGACCACCGGCAGCACGAGCAGCGCCGCCAUCACAUUCACCAUCGCCAUCACAUCGGAAGUCAGACCGAACACAUCCAUGACCUAGUGCAUCUGCUGAAACGCUAUCGACUACCUGGGAACUGUGCUCUGUCAUAUCUACCGGAAAUACGGCGGAGGACAGGCUUGUGUGGGGAAUGCAGAGCACAAGAAGUGUGCGAGAAGCGCACAGCACGGCUCCUGGCUGGAAACGGUAACACUAUUACGGUUGAGAGAACGUACUGCUGUCAACGACGCUGCCCGGCUAUUCGCCAGCCGCUUCUUCUUGGUCAAUGUCAUCUGCCGGGGCAGCCUGUACCCGCCAAGACUCACUGCUCCUGUACGCUAUACGGGCAUAUCCGUGAAGCUCUGGACGCUCGCAGACAAGGCUAUCGGCAUGGUGAUAAGACGUAUACGACGCUGCGCUAUGUGCUUGCCAGCAGAGACCAUAGUGGUGGUGAUAGUGACACCCAUCGUCACGGCAACUCCCGGCGUCAGCUUUUGCGACUGGAGCUGUGCUUCUGCCGGCGAAAUCACCAGCACAGUCAGCACGUAGACGACCAGUUGACCCCGGUUGGCACUUCGGAUCGGAGCGGCGCAGAACUGCACAGCGGAUCGUGUCGAUAUGUUCGCACGGCUUUCAACGGGCGGGGCUGAUGCUCUGUGCCAUCGUGAAAGAUAUGUGACGAAAGAAGUGAUCGGCUGUACAGUAGCCACAUACAGUAACCUUGGUUACCUGGGUAUCUUUCAGGAGAGUCUCUCUUUCUCACCACACUCGUAUCCACACGCACACACAUACACACACAUGCACACACAUACACACACACAGACACACACACACAGACACACACACAAACACACACACACAUUAUGACACACACAGACACACACUCACCUGCAUGAACAAAAUAAUUAUAUUGGGUGGGACAAAGCCACACUGCCCCCCUCCCUCUCCAUAUUUUCAGUUUGUCUCCCCACAUUUCCAGCAAGACCUUGACAAAUUGUGCAAAGAAAUGUUGUGACAUUGCACUGUGAGUCAGUGAUAGCCAAAGUGGCAUAAAAUCAUUUUUUUGUUACUAUAAUAUAACUGUGUGAAGCGUGUGCUGAAUUUUUAAUAAAAUAACUUUAAAGAUUUUUUCAAACAUUAGUGAGCCGGUCUCUGUUGGAUUCAGUACAAAGAUGCUUCGCCUUGCCUCCAACUUGA
This is a messenger RNA of Sycon ciliatum, 2464 nucleotides long. RefSeq lists its product as uncharacterized. Lineage: Eukaryota; Metazoa; Porifera; Calcarea; Leucosolenida; Sycettidae. The record is from RefSeq and is a predicted model, not a curated record. The coding region runs from base 562 to 1917 and encodes 451 amino acids. The transcript has 6 exons.